Messenger RNA from Fusarium verticillioides 7600, 1613 nucleotides. RefSeq lists its product as hypothetical. The transcript has 3 exons. Gene Ontology annotation, molecular function: protein-macromolecule adaptor activity. The record is from RefSeq and is a predicted model, not a curated record. NCBI's taxonomy places the organism in Eukaryota, Fungi, Ascomycota, Sordariomycetes, Hypocreales, Nectriaceae. Gene Ontology annotation, biological process: vesicle-mediated transport. The coding region runs from base 198 to 1163 and encodes 321 amino acids.
CUGUGCAAAGGUUCAGGGUAGCUUCUUUCUUAUCUUAUCAGCCCCUCCACCCCACCAAUGUCGCUCACUCAUCAUCUACACAUCCCUUACCAAUCUCAUUCAUCAAGUUCAAGACUUAUACUGCAGUCACUCUCUUUUUGCAUUUCUCGUAUUUCAUUUCGGAUUCAAGAUACAGACUUGAAUAUACAGCCACCACGAUGACUGAAGCCGAGAUGAGUUCCAGCUCAAGAAGAAUACUGGCUGUGGCCCUUGAGAAUGAGACAGCAGUUUUGUCAAAGUUGGUCAAAGACCUCACAGGAUCAGCCCCAGAAUCACCAGAUCCCUCCCUCGGGAUCGCAGGCACAACUCAUAGCCUCGCCCUCAAAACACCAUACUAUUCCACCACAGUUCCCAUCUGGCUUGACCUCAUCGCCUCACCUUCUGAAUGGUCAGAGUCAUUUCUAUCCCCCGAAGCCGCCGAAGUGCUCGCCGUGUUAGGAGGUGUAGUAGUAGUCUUCACCGCAGGUCCGAUUUCAUCGUCCAAGGAUCACCCGGCAAAGGAACUAGUAGAGCACAUCGGCAAAGUCCUGAGGAAGGGACUAGGGGGAUGGGAGUGGGAUGGCGUAGGACUAGCUAUCGGCGUGGGAGGAGAUGGCAACGAAGAGGAAUGGGAUGAGAUCUGCGCAGAGGCUGGACUGGAGUUUGUGUCUCUUGGCGGAAAUGGCGAUACUGGUCGUAACGAAUUUGGCGAAAAAACAGGAGUUGCACGAGUAAAAGAAGCCCUCGAAGCAAACGACUGGUCUCAACUCGAAGCACCACUAUCAGAUUCCGAGUUUGGUGACUUUGAAACGAGCUCAGCCAAGGCAGAUGAGGAUGACAAAGAUUUAGAUCCCCAAAAGAUGGGCUUUGGCUUCGACAAGUCAGACUUUGAAGGUCUACGACGCGCCAUAUGGGAGUCCAGCCAGGAUGUCGAGGAACCCUCAGAAUCCAGCAAGGCAGAGACUAGUAAGGAGGGUGCUUCUGGUGGAGUUGGGUUAGAGGACCUGGAUGAGGACGAGAUCGCCAAGAUUGAGAAGAUGAUGAGAAAACUCCAAGCUGUGAGGGAAGCCGGCGAGGGGAUGGGAGAGGAACAGAGGAAGAGAAUGGCAGCCAGGGCUGUUGAGGAGGUGAUGAGAGAUCUUUGAACUGAGUAGGCAUCAGCCGAAUCUAUCCAAGACGAAGUGAUUCCUGCAAAAUGUUUGUCGCAUCAUUUCCAGAUUAUGAUGGCCUCUGAACCUCCCAUAUCCGUUAAUGAUGCCCAUACACCACGCCGACUGCCAUUCUGAAGACCUGCCAAAGCUGACUCACGAGUGGCACGAUAGCUAACCUUGAUCUAUAUGCCGAGUCCUCUGCGGCCGUCAAGGCAUCGACAUAGCACGGCUCGCUUACCGUGUCGUUGCACCAUGGUCACAUCGUCCAACUCAGAUCGUGAUCCACGGACCGGGUCUUACGUAGUACAUAUCCAAUGCUGGCGAGACCCUUGGCUGGCAUGUAUGAGACUCAAGUCUCAUGGCAUCGAUAACCGCCAUGAUAUUGGUAACCAAAAGUUCGGACACGCCUCUGUCCAUUCAAUGGUCUGUCAAACUUACUGACAA